AUGUCUAUCCACAAUUUCGAGGUCGCACAAGGCUGGUCGACAGACAUCUCUCGGACAAUAGAAGCUUGUCCUAAAGGGGAUAUCACUCUGAGAGGAGGAAAUUAUAGUCCAAAGUUAUCUAUCAAUGGAAAAUUAAGCCUCUCUAUUUGCCAAACCGAGCCAGAAGUAGAAUUGAUUUCGAUCUAA
This is a messenger RNA of Plasmopara halstedii, 186 nucleotides long. RefSeq lists its product as uncharacterized. The coding region runs from base 1 to 186 and encodes 61 amino acids. The transcript is spliced from 2 exons. Lineage: Eukaryota; Oomycota; Peronosporomycetes; Peronosporales; Peronosporaceae. The record is from RefSeq and is a predicted model, not a curated record.